Messenger RNA from Gasterosteus aculeatus aculeatus (three-spined stickleback), 4783 nucleotides. RefSeq names its product TBC1 domain family, member 2 (gene tbc1d2). The record is from RefSeq and is a predicted model, not a curated record. Gene Ontology annotation, molecular function: GTPase activator activity; small GTPase binding. Gene Ontology annotation, biological process: regulation of GTPase activity. Lineage: Eukaryota; Metazoa; Chordata; Actinopteri; Perciformes; Gasterosteidae.
GUGUGUUAUUGGGACAUCUUGAUUGGUACGAGAGGACAAGAAAGGAAAGCAACCAGCGGGAGAGAUCGAUCAGAGGAUUAUAAAAGAGCAGAGGGAACAGGUUGAAGAAGGAGGAGAAGAAGGGUAAUAGCAGAAGCAGGAGAAGGAGAAGGAGAAGGAGAAGGAGAAGGAGAAGGAGAAGGAGGAGUCCUCAACGAUAACAAGAGAGUUUAGUGAAGAGUUUAACAGCUGGAUCCAGACCAGCGAGGUGUGUUCAGGCCACGCCCCUUCAGAGGUUUUCGAUUGUUUUUUGGAGGGAUGGAUGGAAGCAGCUCAACAGGAAAUCACAGCGCUGCUUCGUCUCGUCUGCUUCCUGUUCCCGAUGACGAGGUCGAGAUGCAACAAGCUGACUGGUAUACAGCUUCAGAGGAGGACCACUGGCAGAAAGGAAAGUCAAUCACUCUGCCAAGGUCCCAAAACCACCAGACACCUGCAGAGGACCACCAGAGACCUCUAGAGAACCAGAAGAGACAUGCAGAACCACAGAAAACCGAAGAUUCUUCUCCAAAGGAUCAACCAGAUGAACUAAAACUACAUUCUCUUUUCCAGCUUAACAUCUCUGAGUUCAAAGACCAGCAGAACCACCAGGAGAAAUCUAUUGCAAUCUCAGGUCAGAGGCAUCACGACCACCAAGAUCCGCCUCACCCGAACUCCCAGCAGGCUCCUCUUCCUCCUAAUCACCUGAACACAGUGGGUGUUCCUCACCUGAACACCUACCAGGUUCUUUCUCCUGGUAACCUGAGCACCCAGCGGGCUCCUCCUCCUCCUCCUCACCUGAACUCCCUGCAGCCUCCAUCUUCUAACCAGCCCUAUCCUCAGCCACUGAUCAACCAUCGGACUGAAGGUUCGACCCCGGCCUCACCAGACCAGGCUUCGCCUCUUGUCAAGGAGAUGUUGUGUGACCAGGUGUGGACCCGACCUCUAGUUUCUUCUUCAGGUGACCUUAAACUGUGUGGCUUCCUGCAAAAGCAGGGGGGGGCCCUGAGAUCCUGGAAGCAGCGCUGGUUUACCUACGAGGAGAAGAAGAACCAGUUGUUCUACUAUCGCACUCCGCAGGAUGUAAUGCCACUCGGCCAGGUGGAGCUCUGCAGCGCCACCUUCACCUACACACUGAAGGCUGAGCGGGGCACCUUCAACAUCAGGACACCUGAACGCACCUUUACACUCAAGGCUGUGAGCCAGGAGCUGAUGCUCUAUUGGCUGCGACAGCUGCAGGUGAAACGUUGGCAGCACAUAAGGAACUCCACCUCUCCAGACCCGACAAACCACAACAACAACAACAACACUGCAGAUGACUUCCUGCCAGUGUUGACCAGCCCGGUGGGUCUGGUGGGGGAGGAAGCGGCUAACUCCUCAUCACAGAGAACACCGCUUGCCAACAUGUCCAUCAAACACCCGUUUAUCCAGAUCCAAAACUCGGUCCACAGUCUGCGUAAGUUGGUGUUCCCUGAGGGAAGUCAGAGUGUGUUUUAUAUGGACGCUUCAACGUGGACCCCCCCGACCUCCUCAGAACCGCCCUACAACAUCCCUACAGCUUACAAGACACCUGCGGAGACUCGGCCCCCUCCCCUCUCAUUGGAGUCAGCAGGUCAGGUGACCCCAGAGGAGGGCAGAGACCAUUGGAACAGAAAGACAAAGACUUCCCCGUCGAUGGUCCUCUGCCGAGACGACCUGUCCUCAGACACGACGUCCCGCCUCCAGCAGGAGAAGCAGAUGCUACUUGAUGACGUCAGAGCUCAGAAGGAGCUGGUGUGGAUUCUCCACAAAGCCUUGGAGGCCUCUCAGCUGGAGAAGAGAACCUGUGCAGAGUUCCUGGCUGAGAAAAGUGAGCAGGAACGUCUGGAGCUGCUGAGGCAUCGCGAGCGGGAGGCGGCCGACCUGCGAGGACGCUUGGAGGAGGUGAAGAAGGAGGCGGAGUCUAUGAGGAGGAGGCUUAAUCAGAGAGACGCUCAGCUGUUGGAGCUGCAGGAUAACAUCGGGAUGCUGAUCGAGAAGAACACCGCCAAGCAGGAGGUGAUCAUCAAGCUGUCAGAUCAUGUGACUUCCUGCAUGGCCUCUGACGACGCUUUCAAACAGCUUCAGCAGGACGUUGAGAACCUGAAGGAUGAUAUUGAGGCGUAUAAGACUCAGAACAAGUUCCUGAACUCUGAGAUCCACCAGCUGACUCAAUUGUGGAGGACCAGUUCUGAGCAGGGGAAGAGCCUGAUGGUGAAGUGUUCCUACCUGGAGGCCAGUAACUGUCAGAUCGAGAGCCGAUACCUGAGCGCCUUGCGGCAGCUGCAGGAGGUCAAGUCUCUGGAUCAGGUCCAGCGGGAGACGGUCCAGAAGAUGAUCGAGGAGGCUCUGAAAGGGGAGCAGAACUGUGCCAUCAAGCUGAAUGUGGCAAGAGAUCAUGAUGAGUACGGAUUUAAAAUCAUCCCAGAAUAUGAGGUGGAGGACAUAAAGCUGCUGGCCAAGAUCCAGGCGCUGGAGAUCCGCUCACACAACCUGCUGCGUCAGGAGGGAUCAGAGCGAUACCUGUCGAGCUGCUGGGCUCAGUACCUGGCCAGCAGGUCAGAGGAACUCUUUUCCUCACCUGAGCUCAAAGGUCUGCUCAGAGGAGGCAUCCCUCAGCAGUACCGACAGAAGGUAUGGCGCUCUGUGGUCCGGGCCAGGACCAGGACUCUAAGGGAGCGUCACCCUGAGCGCUACCAGCAGCUGUGUGAGAAGGCUCGGACGUGUCCUCAUCCGGCCUCCAGACAGAUUGAGCUGGACCUCCAUCGCACUUUGACCAACAACCAGCACUUCUCCUCUCCCUCUAGUCCCGCCCUCCAGCAGCUCCGACGCAUCUUAUUAGCCUUCUCCUGGCAGAACCCUGCCAUUGGCUACUGCCAGGGACUAAACAGACUGGCAGCAAUUGCUCUGCUGGUCCUUCAGAGUGAAGAAGACUCCUUCUGGUGCCUGGUGUCAGUGGUGGAGGCAAUCAUGCCUCCAGACUACUACACCAAAGACCUGGUGGCCUCUCAGGCAGAUCAGCGGGUGCUGAAGGACUUCCUGGCGGAGAAACUUCCAAGACUCUCGGCUCACUUUGAGGAUCACAACAUCGAUGUUUCCCUCAUUACCUUCAACUGGUUCCUGGUGGUUUUUGUGGAAAGUCUUCCCAGCGACAUCCUGCUGCCGCUGUGGGACGCCUUUCUGUAUGAGGGCACCAAGGUUAUCUUUAGGUACGCUCUGGCUCUUUUCAAAUACAAAGAGGAAGACCUGCUGAAGAUCCAGGAUGCGGUGGAGAUCUACCAGUACCUACGUUUCUUCACCAUGACCAUCUCUGACGGCAGGUCCAAGCUGGAACUUCUACACAAGCUCUGAGGGCCCUGACCUCACCUCUCCUGCUCGGGGGAGGGUCAACUGUGCAGGCUAAGUAGGCUGGUUGAUGCGUGUCCGCACUGUCAGGAGAGACGCUGUAUUAGGCCACAGAGUAAUACCAUCUGAGGUACCCUCAGAAAUGAUUUGCUCACCAAAAGAGCAUGCAGCUUGCGUAUAAGUUUAGCGGCUGUGAUGGCAAGGAGAGAAAUACCCCUUUUUGCCAAUAGCCAUCUUGGCUCCACCUGUGUCGGGGGUUCAAAAGGGUCUCCAGUGCCAAGGGUACAUCUCCUGCAGGGGCGGAGGACGCAAUUGCGGAGCCCCACUUUUUUUGGCAGAAGGACAUCAGUCUGUGGCGCCCUACUGUGUCAUUUCGACCUCGUACACUACCCCAAAAUGAGGCCGCCUAUAAUGCAAUGAUAGAGGGAGACUGGCCCUUAUAGAGGAGAGACUGUAGAAACUCAAGUACAGCAGGCAUGGGGCCUUGCACCGGGGUCCUGUUGAGAACGGCACACCAGUCAGAAAACAGCUUCCAUCUGAUGUUGCCUCUCAGGCAGGUACAUUGCGCCCUGGGAUUCAGAAUAGUUGAUUUGACCGAUUUUAUGCAACCAUCUAGCACCCAGUCGGGUCUUUUCGCGGCCAGGUCUGUAGUUGAAGGCGUCAGGGAUUGGAGCAGUGGUCCGCUCUGUCAGGGAGAACCGGUGGGGGCAGUGGUUCGGCAUCAUCUCUGGAUGCAGUAGCCACUCCUGGCUGGGUUAUUGCCCGAAGGCUGGUCAGGCAAAGGCUGCCCAAGUAAGCCUAAUCAGUUCCACAAAUCUGUUUAUUGUCGUCAAAUCACAGCAGAGGUGUUGUCCAGGAGGUGUUAGUUGAGGAGGGCCAGAGUGGAACCCCCUAGGUAUGCUGGUAUGUUCGUGUGAAGAAACAGAACUGAUGUCUGCCCUAGCUAUCUGCAAUACUCUGCUGAAGCACCUGGUUAAGCAGCUGACACAAACAGCUCCUCAGCUUCCACGGGGACAUUACAGAGGAUUCUGCUAUAUUACAUUACAGGUCAUUUAGCUGACGCUUUUAUCCAAAGCGACUUGCAUUGCAUUUUUAACCCAUGGCAUUUACAUUUUUACUACCAACCCUGUGGUUCCCAGCGCACCCGCUCUACCCAUGCGCCACGGCCGACCCCUAACCCUAUAUGUCUCUGACAGGGGUGACGGCGACGGAACCCUCCAAACCCAGCAGCGAGUCUGGAGCAGGAUGGAUACCAGACAUCCAAGUUCCCUCAAUAUGAGGGCAAACACCUGCAGUGAAAUAUCACUGAGGCCGGUGGAGGAAGUGCCAAAAGGUAGCCUCCUAUCCUCACCUAUGGUCAUGAAGGAUGGGUCAUGACCGAAAGAACUAGGUCAGCGAUACAAGC